UCAUCCAUAUUCACACUAAACUAGAAACAUUCAUCUCCUCCUUCUCUCUUUUUCUAUCUCUCUCUCUCUCCAUAACAGAAAAAUGCAGAAGCUCUCUGCGAUCUUAGUGGUGCUGCUCCUAUGCGCAAUUUCCAAUGGUGUUCUCUCUUUCACUGAUGGAAUAUUACCAAAUGGUCAAUUCGAAUAUGGCCCAAAACCUCACCAAAUGAAAGGGACCAAAGUAAUCGAUCCAAAAGCAAUUCCAAAUUGGGAACUCACGGGAUUCGUUGAGUACAUAAAAUCAGGCCAAAAACAAGGUGACAUGUUGUUAGUAGUCCCCGAUGGUGCUUACGCAGUGAGACUAGGAGAAGAUGCAUCGAUAAAAACAAAAGUGAAUGUGAAAAAGGGGUUGUUUUAUUCUAUCACAUUUAAUGUUGCUAGAACAUGUGCACAAGAGGAGAAAUUGAACGUUUCAGUGUCACCAAAUUCAGAGCCAAAUGAUUGGGGGAUUUUACCGAUGCAAACGAUGUAUAGUAGCAACGGUUGGGAUACGUAUGCAUGGGGGUUUUUGGCUCAGGCUAAUGUCAUUGAGAUUGUUAUUCAUAACCCGAGCGUUGAAAAAGAUCCUGCGUGUGGUCCUCUUAUCGAUUCGGUUGCGCUAAAGGCUUUGUUCCCACCUAGAAGAACCAACACUAAUAUGUUGAAAAAUGGAGACUUCGAGGAAGGUCCUUUUGUGCUACCUAAGACCGAUGUCGGUGGUGUUUUAAUCCCUCCAAAUAUCGAGGAUGACCAUUCCCCACUCCCCGGUUGGAUGAUAGAAUCCUUAAAAGCCGUGAAGUAUUUAGACUCCGAACACUUCGCCAUCCCUAAGGGCAAAAGAGCCGUAGAGUUAAUAGCUGGAAAAGAAAGUGCGAUUGCCCAGGUAGUUAAGACUGUUGCGGGUAAAGUAUACGCACUCUCUUUUGUUGUUGGGGAUGCCAACAACGCGUGUGAAGGCUCAAUGGUUGUUGAGGCAUUUGCAGGUAAAAACACGCUUAGGGUACCUUACGAAUCAAAAGGCAAGGGUGGGUACAAACAAGCGGUUCUUAAGUUUAGAGCCGUGACUACACGUACCAGAGUCAGGUUUUUGAGUACGUUUUAUCAGAUGAAGACUGACGGGUCUCUCUGUGGUCCAAUUAUCGAUGAUGUUAGAUUGAUUGGCGUCCGAUAUGCUAAACACGCUUGAUUUGUUUUACUUCUUUUGAAGAAUCGGGAAACUGUUGCAUGAGGAUGUUUUAUCGUCGCCUAUGGUGUUUAUUUAGCAUGUUCUGUUAUUAUAGUAAUGUGAUGUUGAUUUCUGUUGUGUAUUAGAGAAAAAAACAUGUUUUAAAGUAAAAUUUCGUAUUAUAAUAUUUUUAAUCAUCAAAAUUCAA
Molecule: messenger RNA, 1391 nt
Organism: Lactuca sativa (garden lettuce)
Lineage: Eukaryota; Viridiplantae; Streptophyta; Magnoliopsida; Asterales; Asteraceae
Product: BIIDXI-like protein At5g11420
Source: RefSeq, a predicted model, not a curated record